Messenger RNA from Delphinapterus leucas (beluga whale), 1522 nucleotides. Its product is annotated as ficolin-1. NCBI's taxonomy places the organism in Eukaryota, Metazoa, Chordata, Mammalia, Artiodactyla, Monodontidae. Gene Ontology annotation, molecular function: carbohydrate derivative binding; antigen binding; signaling receptor binding. The record is from RefSeq and is a predicted model, not a curated record. Gene Ontology annotation, biological process: complement activation, lectin pathway.
CAGAGACCAGAGGACAUGGAGCUGAGUGGAGUGGCCGUGGCCCUGGGGCCCACCGGCCAGCUCCUUUUACUCCUGUGCUUCAGGACCCUGGCCGCCCAGACUGCAGACACCUGUCCAGGCUCAACAGCCCCACUUCAUCUGCGACUAGGACAGCACAGGCCCGAGGUCACACAGGUCUCGACGCUGCCACCGAGGAGAAGGACCAUGCCCAUCACUUUCUCCGUCUUCUCCUGGACUUUUCAGAAAGAUGUUGGAAGAUGUUCUAAUCCAAGGGCUCCCACGUUUACUUGGGAGGUGAAGCUGGUGGGUCUGGAGGGCUCCGACAAGCUCUCCAUCCUCCGAGGCUGCCCGGGGCUGCCAGGACCCACAGGGCCCAAAGGAGAGGCAGGCGCCAGUGGACAGAAGGGAGAGCGAGGUUCUCCCGGAGUCCCUGGGAAGGCAGGGCCGGCCGGGCCCAAAGGUGACUGCGAACACGCCGACCCCCGGACCUCCGCCUGGACCUGCUCCUGCUGGGGGCGGGGGAGGGAGGAUCGACCAGAAGGCCAGCUGCACAGACUCCGGUUCCACCUUCCAAGGAUAAAACGCUCUCUGAGCACAUCUUACUCCCCACUUACCCAAGUGAUAGGCAGCCAUUGCCUGGAUAACUCGAGACCUAGGACCUGUAAGGAGCUGCUCACCAGGGGGCACUUUCUGAGCGGCUGGCACACCAUCUACCUGCCCGACUGCCGGCCCCUGACCGUGCUGUGUGACAUGGACGUGGACGGCGGGGGGUGGACCGUUUUCCAGCGAAGGAGCGACGGCUCUGUGGACUUCUACCGGGACUGGGCCGCAUACAAGCAGGGCUUCGGCAGUCAGCUGGGAGAGUUCUGGCUGGGGAAUGACAACAUCCACGCCCUGACCGCCCAGGGAAGCAGCGAGCUGCGGGUAGACCUCAUGGACUUUGAGGGCAACCACCGAUUUGCCAAGUACCAGUCAUUCAAGAUGGCGGCUGAGGCAGAGAAGUACAAGCUGGUCCUGGGAGCCUUUGUCGGGGGCAGUGCAGGUGAUUCCCUGACGCCCCACAAGGACCAGUUCUUCUCCACCAAAGACCAAGACAAUGACCAGAGUUCCUCUAACUGUGCAGUGCAGUACCAGGGGGCCUGGUGGUACAACAGUUGUCACUCAUCCAACCUGAACGGCCGCUACCUCGGGGGGCCGCACACGAGCUAUGCCAAUGGUGUCAACUGGAGGUCGUGGAGAGGGUACAACUACAGCUACAAGGCAACCACGAUGAAGGUGCGGCUCACCUAGGUGCGCGGGCCCGCAGCCCGACCCCACGCCUCCCUGGGCCCCCUGCCUGCGGCCUCCCAAAACCCCACUCAGUCCCCAGCGAAGGCCAGCACACAUGCUCCCCCGCCGCCCCUUUGCUGAACAAGACCUGCUUGCCCAGCCCCUUCUCUCUCAUCAAAGGGUCCGAACCCUCGUGCCCCACAGCCUCACCAGAAGAAGGAUCACGUUUUAAAACUGUUUGCUUUCUGGCAGA